AUGUCAGUAGAAGCUUAUGACGAUGACGAAUUCCCCACAUGUGUAGUGCAUAUCCUUCCUAUUAAAACUGCCGAAAUCAAUCCUGUAUUUGUUUGGAUCCCCGGAAACCCAGGCAUUCUGGAAUAUUAUCAAGAAAUGCUAAUUAAUCUUCAUGAAAAGCAUCCCACGUGGGAAAUAUUAGCUAUUUCACAUAUAGGAAUGAACACCAAGACUACUUCUCUAUUUAAGGGGAGCCACCAAGAUAAUUCUAGAGUGUUCACCUUAAAGGAACAAAUUCAACAUAAGAUUAAAAUUAUUAAUAAUUUUGUCAAGGACUCGAAUGUUCCAAUUUACAUAUCAGGCCAUUCAGUUGGCGCAUACAUGGUACAGAAAAUUGUUGCCAGUGAUGAAUUGAUUGGACAGGUGCUUAAGAUGGGGUUGAUUACACCGACGAUUAUUGAUAUUCAUUUAUCAGAGAAGGGAAAAUCGAUGACAAGAUAUGCCAGAUGGAGUUGUCGACAAUUACCUCAUAUUUUGUCAUUUCUAUGUUAUAUUGUCUUUGGGUGGCUGGUACCCGGUAUACUAAGAAGCUAUAUCAUUGGCUAUGUCAUGGGUUGUCAUCAUGAUAGUCAAGCUGCUAUCAGUACGGAGCUUUUCCUGACGGGUCCAAACUUUGUGAGACAAUCUCUCGGGUUAGCUCAAGAAGAAAUGGACACGAUUCACGAUGAUUGGCAGUUCCAGGCUGAGUUGAUAGAAUAUUGUCUCAAGAAUAGUAUCAAGAUACAAUUUUUGUUCAGUGCGACCGACCAUUGGGUCCGCGAAGCAACAAGAAAGGAAAUAAUCCAAUUUUACCAGGAACGUUGCAAGGGAGCAAAGGCUUUGCUCAAGAUUGAUGUCUCUGACCAAUUCCCUCAUUCGUUUGUUGUUAGACGGUCCAAGUACGUUGUAGAGCAUUAUUUUUAG
Molecule: messenger RNA, 942 nt
Organism: Naumovozyma castellii
Lineage: Eukaryota; Fungi; Ascomycota; Saccharomycetes; Saccharomycetales; Saccharomycetaceae
Product: bifunctional triacylglycerol lipase/ester hydrolase
Exons: 1
Coding region: 1-942 (313 amino acids)
Source: RefSeq, a predicted model, not a curated record